Messenger RNA from Aspergillus calidoustus, 1806 nucleotides. The record is from the annotation of a GenBank genome assembly. NCBI's taxonomy places the organism in Eukaryota, Fungi, Ascomycota, Eurotiomycetes, Eurotiales, Aspergillaceae.
AUGGCUCUUCAAACCAUCGGCAUCGUCGCCAUUGCGGUGGUCUAUUUCCUCAUUCGCUACUUCAACCGAACGGAUAUUCCAUUCAUAAAAGGGCUGCCUGAGCCACGCGGUCUGCCCAUCGUGGGUAAUUUGAUUCAACUCGGCGACCAACACGCUACCGUCGCUGCGAAGUGGGCAAAGAACGGGUAUGGUCCCGUGUUUCAGGUUCGACUGGGUAACAAGCGCGUCGUCUUCGCCAACACAUUCGAUUCCGUCCGCCAACUCUGGAUUAAAGAUCAAGCAGCUCUUAUUUCGCGACCCACCUUCCAUACAUUCCACAGCGUCGUCUCUAGCUCGCAGGGUUUUACCAUUGGCACAUCGCCCUGGGAUGAAUCGUGUAAACGCCGGCGCAAGGCCGCUGCAACAGCUCUGAACCGUCCAAAUGUGCAAUCCCUGAUGCCCAUUAUUGACCUUGAGGCAACCGCUAGUAUCAAGGAUCUCUUCAGAGACAGUGUCAACGGGGCCGUGGACAUUAACCCCACCGCGUACUUCCAGCGCUUUGCGUUGAACACGAGUCUGACGCUCAAUUACGGCAUACGAAUCGAGGACGAGCAGUUAUUGAAGGAGAUCGUCGAUGUCGAACGAGGCGUGUCGAACUUUAGAAGUACAAGUAACCAAUGGGCGGACUACAUUCCACUUUUAAGACUCGUGCCCAAGACAAACGGCGAGGCACAGGAAUUCCGGAGGCGGCGUGAUAAGUACUUAGCAUAUCUACUCGACGUUCUAAAGGACCGCAUCGCGAAGGGAACCGAUAAGCCUUGCAUUACGGGUAGUAUCUUGAAAGAUCCUGAGGCUAAGCUGAAUGACGCUGAGAUCAAGAGUCUAUGCCUAACCAUGGUCUCUGCGGGACUAGACACUGUCCCUGGGAACCUAAUCAUGGGAAUUGCCUACCUCGCGUCCGAAGACGGCCAGCGCAUUCAGAAGAAGGCAUACGAUGAGAUCAGGCACGUCUAUCCGGACGGCGACGCCUGGGAAAAAUGCCUCGUCGAAGAGAAGGUGCCGUACGUGACCGCGUUAGUCAAGGAGACGCUACGCUUCUGGACGGUCAUUCCAAUCUGUCUCCCGCGAGAAAGCACAAAGGAUAUUGUCUGGAAUGGCGCUGUUAUACCGAAGGGCACGACCUUUUUCAUGAACGCCUGGGCAGCCGACUACGACGAAUCCCACUUCACCAACCCAACUCAAUUCCUUCCAGAGCGCUAUCUCGAAGCUGCAACCGACGGUUCCGGGACCCCACACUACGGCUACGGCGCUGGCUCUCGUAUGUGCGCGGGGAGCCAUUUGGCGAACCGCGAGCUCUUUACCGCAUACAUCCGCCUGAUCACAGCGUUCACGAUGCACCCAGCCUCAAAUCCGGCCGAUCGCCCGAUUCUCGACGCGAUUGAAUGCAAUGCCAUUCCGACUGCACUGACGACGGAGCCGAAGCCGUUUAAGGUCGGAUUUAAGGCGCGGGAUCCGGAGAUGCUGAAGAAGUGGAUCGAGGAGAGUGAGCUGCGCACAAAGGAACUGAACUAGCUUCUUUAAGUGCUUGCAUUUCGCGGGAGUGAUAGAUUGUAUUGUAUGGUCUCUUAUGGGCGCGACCUGUGAUAUAGAGUACAAUGAGCUGUGCCCAUAUUAGUCCGGAUGACGAAGAUGACGGUGGUGUUUAGAGAGAUCCCGGUUACUUGUGUGUUGGACUGGAACACGCGAUAAACAAUCUUUUAUUACUGUACCCUACAUAGCCAUAAGGAGGUCGACUUCAAGGAGAAACUGACUAAAUAUUAAAUACUC